UGAAAAGAUCAUGUGUUCUUCCAAAAUGCGGGAUUUUUUUAUUGUAAUACAAUAAGCACGAGUGUUCAAAGUGAAAAUUAUUUUAACAAAAACUGAUUCACUUUUUAGUUGCAGAAAGAUAUACAGAAAAACUUGCAGACAUUUUUGAAAUCUAAACCAUUCUGAUAUCUUAAGAAGAUAUGAGAUUCGCUUUUCGAGUUCUCGUUUCGUUUUCGUGUGUCGUUUCAACGAUUUCUUCGAAUCAUAACUUGUACCGUAAGACGAGCACGGUACCGUGGACGUCAUGUAAACGUUUAAAUGGAUUAACUUCCAUUUUGAAGUGUUACCGUGAAUGCAGGGAAGCGUUCGAUGAGUUAUACUUGUUCAGUCGUGACGUAACCACGGGAACCUGUUAUUGCUGUGACAAUAAACCAGGAGUUGACGAUGUGCUAAUUCCAGAGUUCGAAAGGGAGACUUUUAUUACUGGUAACUGUGCAUUAAGGUACAAGGGGUAUGAGUACAACAACCAGAAAAUCUGCCUGAGGUACGAAGAAACUUUAAAGACUUACCACGAAGCCGCGGACGUUUGUCAGAGAGAAGGGGGCGACCUAAUUCGAGUCGAUUCUAUUACCAAACAUAACAUUAUGAGGGCGUUUAUUGAGGAACAACGCCUGGCGGAUCGAUCUGAGGUGUGGGUUCAAGGCAUCAGGGAUAGCAACCUGGUGUGGAGGUAUCACGACUCCACAGAGCUUGACUACACCUGUCUAUCAGAUGUGUCGGGGAAUUCCAAGUCGAAUUACAUGCGGGCGAAAAGUGUGAAUAAUUACUUCUGCGCUGACACCACAGAAACACACAAGGCAUUUUACCUGUGUGAGAUGUUUAUUGGUUUUAUUUGAUUUUAAAUCCAUAACCUGGAGGGGGGGGGUUAAUAUAAAAAGUACAAAACAUCUUAUUUUUAAUUAACCCUGUUAUCAAAGUGAUUGUUACUUAUGGCAACAUCUUAUCUGUGAUAUCAAUUUUGGAAUCUGUUUUAUUAUGUAUUAAGAUUACUUUUCUUUGACUUAGUACUGUGUUUUCCCCUCAAAACAAGGAAUCAUUGAACACCAUAGCAUACUCUUCUUCUAUAUUUUUUCAAAAUAGUUGUAUUUGAAUAUCGUCAAAAGUAUUGACAUAAAAUUGAUACGGAAUAAAAGGAUAUUGUACUCGGCAAUCGUAUGAACUUGUAAAGGUAUAUAUGAACAGACUAUUCCAGUUAGGGGCGGAUAAAAGCAAGAGCCGCUUUGAAGUGUCAUUAUAUGAUUACGCUGAUUUCCUGUGUUGUAAAUCUUUGUUGUUCGUGUGUAUGUUUAUUUUUUAAACAAAUGGCCGACUUCUUUUCACUUACUACUCAGUAUAUAUAUUCAAUUAAUUGUCACUUUUAUCAAUGCCUUGUGUAGACUGAACUAUUGUAAAAUAUAUAUAUUGCUUAUCUAGACAUGCAUACCUGUUUCGCUUUUUAUUCCGAUGAUGAAAAUGUUUUACAUGUAAGUCAGAAAGGUUAUUAAAUUGAUUGUAUGUCAUAACGUUACAAUUCACUGGUUUUUAGUAAUUGUGGUUUUUUGCUAUGUAAUUGAUUUUUUUUCAUUGUUAGCUGCUAAAUACUUCAUUACAUUUAGAUUAUUUAUUUGCAGUUUUGAUCUAAAUACAGUGAAACAAUGUUUGUCAUAUUUUGAUGGAUUAUGAGUUACGUAUAUAUAACCAACGUUUCUAAUGCAUAUAUUGUAGCGUGCAACCCUAUUGAUUUAAAAAAAAAAAGCCGAUAGGAAUCCUUCGUUAUAUUUCUGAGGACUAGUAGUUAAUAUUCAAUAUAUACAUAUACUGAUUAUAAAAACAAAUAGACUGCUUGUCGUAAAAUCAAGUAUG
This is a messenger RNA of Magallana angulata, 1881 nucleotides long. RefSeq lists its product as uncharacterized. Lineage: Eukaryota; Metazoa; Mollusca; Bivalvia; Ostreida; Ostreidae. The record is from RefSeq and is a predicted model, not a curated record. Bases 180 to 875 code for a protein of 231 amino acids. The transcript has 3 exons.